Mugil cephalus (flathead mullet) is the source of this 1734-nucleotide messenger RNA. RefSeq names its product protein FAM216A. The record is from RefSeq and is a predicted model, not a curated record. Lineage: Eukaryota; Metazoa; Chordata; Actinopteri; Mugiliformes; Mugilidae. The coding region runs from base 305 to 1042 and encodes 245 amino acids. The transcript is spliced from 9 exons.
CUGGACACCAGGAGCCUGAUACAACACAAUACACACAGACGUAAGAUGGUGUCAUGAAGCUGAUCUUCGUCUUCAGAGACUCUCUGGCCGACGUUAGGGCUCCAGCGCUUGGUCAAUGUGUGCAGCUUGUUUCGGAUGAGAUGUUUGAGUUGCAGGAGGGAAGGACACGCCCACAGGCCUUAGAGUAUCCCGAGGAAGAUCAGACCGCCUCCUUCCUUCAAGCAUCUGGACGGACAUGACUUUAAACGGCAGCUGAACUGGCUCAGUGUGCAGGGGAUACGUUCUUCUUCUCAGUUCCUUUCAGAUGAUGAAAAAACAAGUGACCUUUGCAGAAAAUCUGCGGCUCCACCGGCUCCACGAUGAGGCUCUGCCGAGGAUGAAUCGGUUCAAAACAGCUGCGUUAAAAGAUGUUGGCGUGAACAUCAACAGACCAACGGCUGCAAGAAGACAACCACAACUCAUGCAAAUCCCCAAAACCCUGACUACAGGCCCGUUCCUGAAGCACACGGCGCUGACUCCGGCUCAGAAGGAGUUCCUGUACAGCGUGGCAGCUUCCUCCAGCCCUGCACACGUCCGCGACCUCAUCACACAGCACUACAUGAGCAUCCUGCACAGGCGAACACGCGCUGGUUACAGCCCGGACACAGACGACCUCGAUGCAGCUGCUGCAGCAGCGACAUCUGAGAACAUGAGAGACAAACGGCAAAUAAAGAAACAACAAUCAGACGCUUCAUUCAGAUUAAAACACAAGGAGAAAACAAAUGCUGCCGCGAGACGUUCGGGAAAAUCGUUUCUUCCAAACAUCACACACAGGGAAAACAGACGUUCAAACGCAGCAGCGUCUAAACACGGAAAACCUCAGAAACGAGAAACGACGGCUUCAACGCUGAGGAGAGAAAGUCCAAGAGUUUUGCAAACAGGAGCAAGAGUCAUGAUGGUGAUGGAGGAAGAGGAGGAGGAAGAAGUGGAUGAUUCUCUGAGUGACUGUCUGAGUUCACUCUCUGUGGAGGAAUCGGACGCCGACGCCUUCUCAGAUUUAUGAUUUUAUACUCAACAUAACCUGAUGAACGCAGCUGAGUGUAACCCAGUCAUACAUUUCCUUUUCUCAGAAGUCGAGAUAACGACUCACGAGUUGCAGCUCAAGUCGCAUUGUUGACACAACCUUGGUUCUUUCCAGUGUUUACAAAAGUUUUGUGAAUCAGUUUCCAAGAAAUCACGCGGCUCAUUCACGGCUGCUUGAACUGACCACAGCCGCUUAUUUUAGAGUCUUUAACUGCUUUUAUAUGUCUGUUAUUAAAAAGUAGAACAGAUUUAAUUUCUCUUUCAUUUUUUGUCAUAAUCCCUUGAUCAUGAGGCUGCAGACGCUGCAGAUCUCUUUUAACUUCUCAAUGCACUUGAACGCAGACGUGUCCACAUACUUUUGGCCACGUGGUCAGUGUUGUGAUUCAGUUUUACGGUGAGCAGGGUUGUAAUCCGGGGAUUUCUCCCGACACGCAGAAACAAGGAAGUGGUCUCUCACGAACCAUUUAGUCUCCCAGUAUGAUGCGCCUCUGUGGUUUGCUUCAGCUUCCAGUAAAUUCAUACACUUUAAUGUCAAAAUAUAACUCGAGACACAAGAAGCAGAUGGAGUGAAAUCAUAACUUUAAUAUGGGGAACAAAUGAAUGGAAGAAUGCCGACUACAGCUGAUCCAAGUCCUGUCGCGUGUGCGCAGGACACGAUGAGGGGUAAGAAUU